AUGUCUAAUUAUGAUCAAUUAAUACAAAAAUUAGAUUAAGACCCUUCUUUAUAAAUUUUGAAACAUGACUAUGCAACAAUUAUUGAUAGCAUGAAAGACACUGAUUUAUCAGUUAGGCAAAUGAUUGCAAUAUUAUGGGCUGCUGAAAAUGAUGUAUAAAUUCUUUUAUAUUCUAGUGUUUGAAAUUCACUUCUGAGAUUGAUCGAUUGAAUACUUAAAUCUAAUAAUUAUAAUAAUAAUAACUCAUAUAAGAAGAAGUGGUAUAAGAAUCUAUUUUAUAACCUGAAGAUGAACACUAAGAAAUUUUAUAUGAAAUUGAAUAAUAAUUGAUUUUCAAUGUUUAAAAGUUAAGUGAAAAUUAACUGAUAAAUUUUUCAAUCUAAAAAUAUGAUAAACUAGAUUAUUAGACAGCUAUGGAUAUUAUUACUAAAUUUAUUGAAUCUAAAUGUCUUAAUAAGGAAGUUGAAGGUAUUCUUAAUUAAUAACUCUAAAAUUAAAUGAUCAAAUAUCAAAAAAAAAACUUCAUCUUACAAAUUGAAAAUAUGAAAAUUCUAUCUAAUACGAAUUCAAAAAACUUCUAUCAAUAAAAAAAACAACUUUAAUCUUUUAAUUUUGAUAGAGUAAAACUUAAAUUUCAAGCUAUUCUUAAAGAACUCAAAAAUUUAAAGAAAGAAACAUAAUAAAUAAAAGAAAUAAAUAAAAUGUAAUUUAAAAUGUUAUUCCAUCAAGAUAAUAUUAUAGAUAAAUUAUUAACACAUUAACAAUUCAAUAUUAUUUAUAACAAAAUACUCAAUUAAUUAAAUAAUUAAAAGAAAUACUUUAAUAUUAGUGGUUAAGUUCAAUAAAGUCUAUUAGCUUCAUAAUAAAUUGAUAAUAAUGAAAUUUCAAUUGUUUUUGAUAAAUUACAAUAAAAACUAAUAAGUUAGAUUGCUAAAACUGCUUGUUAAGUGACUGCAAAUUUUGAAGAAAUUGUUACAUCUCGUUCAAUAAAUAAUAAUUAUUUAGAAUUAAUAUUGAAUUAGACCAAAAUCAACUUUAACAAAAUCUUGAAAUACAAUAAAAUGAUUUCAACCAUGUAAUAAGAAAAGGAAUCAUUAUAAAUACAAAUUAGAUAUUCAAUGGAAUGUUUAAUUUAAAAAGUAACAAUUACAUUCAAUAUCUAUAUAGUUGAAUGAUGAGAACAUGAAACUAAAAUUAAUUCAUCUAACAAAUGUUGUAGAAAAAUCAUUCAAAAAAUAAAGUUAAUCUAGUUUAGAAAGUUUAAAAAGUAUUCAAUAUAAAUGA
This is a messenger RNA of Paramecium sonneborni, 1284 nucleotides long. Lineage: Eukaryota; Ciliophora; Oligohymenophorea; Peniculida; Parameciidae. The record is from the annotation of a GenBank genome assembly.